AUGUUUGCGCCGACGCACACGAGCCUCUCGCCCGCGCUCCUCCGCGUCGUCGAAGCCCUCCUCAUGGACGCGCCUUCCGAGCAUGCGAUCCACUACACGCGCGGGCUCGAGCAGAUCCGCGCCUACAUGCGCAGCCGCCAUGCGGGGCCCGACGGCGCGCCAUUGCCGUUCCGCGACAUGGUGCUCAAGUGGAGCGCCGAGUGGGCCGAGCACGUCGAGAAGGCGAUCGCGUCGCCGAUUGCGAUGGCCACGGAGCGCCCGAUGCUGCCUUUCUUGGAAGGCCUUGUGGGCAUUGACAUUCGUGUCGCCGCGCGCGGCCGGCCCGACGACGCCAUCUACAACGGCGACGAGUACGCGCGCAAGUACUACCCGCGCGGCAACUACGUGGCCAAGUGGGCGCUGGACGCAGCGACGAUCGCGUACUUUCCUCUCGUGCGGGCGUACCCCAAGUUUACGGGCCACGAAGACGACGGGGAGCUCAGCGUAGGCGAUACCACGCAAGCCGCCACCAAUGCCGCUUCGAUUGCCUCGGAAGCGCUCUCAAAGUACUUUACAAAACCCGCGACCGAGACCAAGUCGGUCAUCUCGACCGUGAAGGAGAACGGCGAGGCCGCCCACCUCGCCGUCCUCAAGAAGACCGACGGCUCGUUUGUCUACCUUGUCGGCUCCAAGAACGUGCACAUGGCGAUUUCAACCACAUCCGACAUUGAAAAGGCGAUUGCGAUCGGCUCGACCAACGGCCAAAAUCCAUUUGCGGGCGCCCGCCCCGUCGCAUACGGUCUGUUGCGCAUGCUCGAGGGCCUCUCGCCCGCGAAGCGAUCGAUCUUUUGCGAGUUUUUAUGGCAGACACGGCUCACGGCGUCGUUUGAGCUGCUGUGCCCCAACCACCAGCACGUCGAGCUUCUUUCCGUGCCCGACGACACGCCCGUGCUCUUUGGCUUUUCAUUCCCGACGCUCGGGUCGCUGGACGGCGUCGAGAUUUGCAUGAACCCGCUGCUUGGGUACGCGCUGGGGCGCUACUGCGGCGUCCGCACCGUGCAGUUCGACGUGGUGCCGUACACGGGCGCUGAGUUCAAGGCCGUGCUGAGCGCCAUCAAGACCGGCUACCAGACCGAAGGCAAGGUCAACUUGUAUGUGGAUGGCUCGGGCGCGGUCAUUGGCCUCCAAAAGUACAAGACGGCGUGGUACGUGAGUUUGCGCGCGAUCCGCGAGAAGGCCAAGUCGUUCCUGGUCGCGGUGCUCAGCAAAAAGAAGAAAGUGACGCCGGACGAAGCGCUCGCGCUGACGCAUAAGCAGCUCGAGAAGCGGUUCGUCGCGAUUACGAAUUGGCUCCAGCUCGCAGACGCGGACGCGCAGGCCUACUGCGACCUCGGCAAAGCGUUUGUGACGUACGUCGCAUCGGUGCGGCUCGCGAGCUGCGAUGGCAACGCGAGCGCGCAAAAGACCGUGCAGCACGACGUCACGAAUUUGUUUCCCGUCGUCUGGAAAGAGUUUCUCGAGGCCACGGACCGAUCCGACCGCAUCGACUGCGCGUAAAGUCGAUAGUUUCUAAACCAACGAAUCUGUGUACACUACGAGAACCAAC
Molecule: messenger RNA, 1585 nt
Organism: Saprolegnia parasitica CBS 223.65
Lineage: Eukaryota; Oomycota; Saprolegniomycetes; Saprolegniales; Saprolegniaceae
Exons: 2
Coding region: 1-1536 (511 amino acids)
Source: RefSeq, a predicted model, not a curated record